Drosophila albomicans is the source of this 3119-nucleotide messenger RNA. RefSeq names its product dual specificity protein kinase TTK (gene Mps1). Lineage: Eukaryota; Metazoa; Arthropoda; Insecta; Diptera; Drosophilidae. Gene Ontology annotation, biological process: peptidyl-serine phosphorylation; chromosome segregation; mitotic spindle assembly checkpoint signaling. Gene Ontology annotation, cellular component: spindle; kinetochore; nucleus. Bases 157 to 2025 code for a protein of 622 amino acids. The transcript is spliced from 5 exons. Gene Ontology annotation, molecular function: protein serine/threonine kinase activity; protein serine/threonine/tyrosine kinase activity; ATP binding. The record is from RefSeq and is a predicted model, not a curated record.
AUUUUCUUAGCAUACUUCUAGCAUUAAUGAGUUAUCGAUAUAUCGAUAAGUCUAUUGCAUCUCUUGGCUUGAUAGACAAUUCAAAGUUUUUGUUGUUGCGCAAAUUCAAAUUGCGGUAAAAUUGUUUAACAAUUGGCAGCAAAAUACAAGUUAUAAAUGACUACACCUGCACCACGCCGCGUUAGAGAUUUGUUGGCAUUUUACUCGGAUUCGGAAGAUGAAGGCAGCACAGCGCCCUGCAAGCCAACGGACGCGCAUCCAAUUGGCGACAGGAAACCGCAAGCUAUUAACAAUGCGGACAAGGAGAAUGUGUCACAAGAGCCAAAGACAAAUUUCAAUGCGGCAACACCCAGCUUCAAUAUGCUGCCUAGAAGACGUUCUGAGAUGGUCAUGAUGGACUCGGAUAGCGAUGAUGAAGAUCACAAUCUCAACUGCGCCAUUCUCAACGACUCCUUUGUACUCAGUCCAGUGCAAGAGCUGACGGGCAGCACAACCAGUGAACCUUUGAUUGCUGGCGUUCCAUUGAAGCCGAAUGACUCCAAUCUGUCGUUUUUGGGACGCUUUGGAAACAUGGGCAUCGACUGUAGUGCCACUACCAACAAAUCGCCAAAGCAGGCACAACAUUUCCCCGUUAAGAAACCUCCACCACGAUCGAUGCACAUCAUUUCCGAGCAUCGCAAGGCGUUGGACAGCCAAACACCACUGAGAACCGCUCCAGCAGCAGCUGCGGCCAAGUCGCAAGCGAAGCCCGAGGUGGAGUUUGUGACGCCACAGGUGGGCAGCAUUAGCUCACGUCGAACCGCACAAAAGACGCGCAACGAGCAGCUGGACAAUGAGUUUCGCUUCCAAAAAGUGCUCUUCCAGACGCCCAUGACCGUCAGUCGCAAUGCGCCCUUUGCCAGCGAUAGUCUGACCUUCUCUCUGUGUGACACCAUCAGUGAGAGUCCUGAGACACCGGCUGCUCCUCCAGUGCAGCUCAAAGAGAUGCCGCCAAGCGGAAAAUCAAAAAAGUCACUUGAAGGCGCCUUUGGUCAAGCGGAGCAGCUGAAAACCACACUUCCAGAACUACCACUGCCCAUUGCCACAGCAACUGAUAAGCCAGAUAAUGCUGCCAAAGCCAACUCGAAUGUACUGAAAAUCAAACAACACGCCUAUCAGAUGGUCAAAAAACUGGGCAGCGGUGGCUCCAGUUCCGUUUACUUGGCGCGUCGCCAGGAUAAUGGUAAGGAGUUUGCCUUGAAGGUGGUUGAUCUUCAAGCCGAUCCUCUCGUGGUGCAGGGGUAUCUCAAUGAGACGAAGCUGCUGGAGAAACUGCAGGGCAACAUUUGCGUUGUCUCGCUCUACGAUUAUGAACUGUUGCGUGCCGAGUCCAAGCUGUACCUGGUGAUGGAGAAGGGCGAUUGUGAUUUGAACAAGAUACUCCAGGGAUUCACCACCAAUUUGCCACUGUACAAUCUGAUGAAUAUACUCUAUCAAAUGCUACAGGCCGUCAACUAUAUACAUCAGCAUGGCGUUAUACAUUCCGAUCUGAAGCCAGCCAACUUUCUCAUGGCCAAUGGCAGGCUCAAGCUGAUUGACUUUGGUAUUGCCAGCAACAUUGCGGUGGACUCGACAAGCAUCAUCAAAUUCUCGCAGGCUGGCACGUUCAACUACAUCAGUCCCGAGGCCUUGACCGACAUCUCUAGUGGCACCAGUCCCAUGCGUGGUGGCAAUCAGCCGAAGAUUAAGAUCUCCACGAAGUCGGAUGUGUGGUCGCUGGGCUGCAUCUUGUAUCUGCUGCUGUAUCAGAAGACGCCCUUUGGCCACAUACGCAACAUCAACGCGAAGAUGAACGCAAUUGCGAAUCCGAGCAGCAGCAUCGAGUAUCCUGCGCUGCCCAUUUAUUAUCCUCUGAUGCUAGUCCACAUGGUCAAGAACUGUUUGCAACUGAAUCCCAAGAAGCGGCCUUCGUGCGUGGAGCUGUUGCAGUAUCCUUUCCACAUGGUCAUUCCCCUACAGAAUCUUCAGCUGGCGGCCAAGCGUUGAUGCCACAUCCACAUUUAAGCUAUGUCAUAUUCGUACAAUUAUUUAUGCACAAAAGAAAUGAUUUAAAUAUAAGAAAUGCACUGGAGUUUUGUCAUAUGUGUGUGUGUAUUUAAUUCUCGUUUUUAGCAUAAAUUAUACAUCAUAAAUUGUUAUAAUGCGUUAAUGCUAGGGCGUGUAGUGUUUCAUUUUGUUUAUUAUUAUUUAUUUAUAACAACGCGCUGUCCCUUUGCGACUUUUGUUUCCAUUUAUCCCUCUCUUUCUGUGUGUUCAUCAAUUUGUUUGUUUGCCUAAUUUAAUUCUUGCGCUUUAGUUGUUUAAUUAACGCAACAUUAAUUACUAAUUCGCUUUUCAUCUCCUCAUUACGUUAUAUGUUGUUGCUUUUACCCCAUCUUCAUCAACUGCGCUUGUUUUUUGUUUCAUUUACUUAUCAAUUAGAUUUAAGUUCUUUAUUUACUUUUUGUUAAUGCUUUUCAUUUUAUAUGUAUAUAAAAAUAGUUGGUUUUUUGUUUGUUUUUGUUUUAUUUUAUUUAUCAUACGCUUAAUUAAAUGUUGCUGUUGUCGGCUAACCAUUUGCUCUACUAACAUAUUCUAUUGCUGCGGCUACUUUCUCGAAAUACUUUUUACUUUUUUGCGCUCUCGCUCUCUCUCACUUUACACAGAACUGAACAAUUGAACAAACAAAAAACAUAAAAAAUAAACAAAAAUCUCGAUGCACAAUUACAAUUACUACUGGUUUCACUUUCACUUUCGGCUCCUCUUCCAUCUGACAAUUGAAUCUCUUUACAAUUUGAUUGGUUGUUGUUUGGCCUUUUGAAAUUCGCCAAAGAAUUUCAAUUUCGGUUUGCUUAACUUAAGUAAAACAUGUACAAACAAUGGAAAACAAAAUAGUAAAGAAACAGGAAAACAAUUAAUAGGUUAGCGCGCACUUUUGACGUGGUUUUUAAAUGCAGGUUAAACACAAAGAAUAUAGCAUAAUAUUGUAUGUGUAUAUAAAUUAAAUUAAACUGUGUUUCUAAACUGUCUCUAGAUGUGGUAUGUGGCAUGUGCAACAGCAGCAGCAAUGUGUGGUUGUGGAUUUAGAAUAAUUCAUUUAC